Messenger RNA from Pichia membranifaciens NRRL Y-2026, 1920 nucleotides. RefSeq lists its product as hypothetical. The coding region runs from base 56 to 1588 and encodes 510 amino acids. The record is from RefSeq and is a predicted model, not a curated record. NCBI's taxonomy places the organism in Eukaryota, Fungi, Ascomycota, Pichiomycetes, Pichiales, Pichiaceae. Gene Ontology annotation, cellular component: nucleus; SWI/SNF complex. Gene Ontology annotation, biological process: regulation of transcription by RNA polymerase II. The transcript has a single exon.
UUUUGCAUUUCAUAUCCAAAGCAGUCAGCCCAGGUUAAUCAGACAAUAGAGUAAAAUGACUUUUGACCAAAGGUCAACGGAAGAUCACGCGAACGCGUCGAGGGCUGGUGGCGCCCAAGCGCAACAGCAGCAGCAACAGCAGCAACAAAAACAACAGGUUUCUGGAGGUGCACAGUCCAGUCUUCCAAUUCAGCUGAAACCAACUGACCAGACAAUUCCGCCAUCGCUCAAAGAACAUUUUCCAGAGAAGGUUGAGCUGUACGAGAAGUUGCAGAGCCGUGAAAGACUGCUCGACAUGAUGAUCAACAGAAAGUUGCUUGACUUGCAAGAUCACCAACAGCGCAUCAGCACUAGCGAGCUCUCAGGCGACUCGCAUGAGGAGACACUGCGCAUAUUCAUCUACAACACAAGUGAAAACCAACCAUGGCAGAAGGCUGCCCAGCUGGAGCAGGCACAAGGAUCACCACCUACGGACAGUGAUCAGUCUCCAAUGUGGACCUUGAGGGUCGAGGGACGACUACUCAACGAUAAAACACCACUCAGUAACCCUAACAGACACAAGAUGUCGUGGUUUCUAUCUGGCUUGAGUAUCGAACUGAAGCCUGCAGAUGGCGACGCGUCAACACCAACCAACAUCAAAGGUGUCAAUGCGCCAGGUGCCAGUGGCAGUGCAGAGACUCUUAUUGAAUGGCACGACGACAUAAAGGCACCAAAGGCUGAAAGAAUGGCGAAGCAAUUCGAUGGGAUGGAUAUCAAGCGGGGAGGAUCCAGUAUUCCAGAUGGAACAGGAGAAGAUAGGGAGAUUGUUGCAAAUGUGGUGAUUCAACCUAAAUUAUAUCCUAUCAAAUUGAUGGUGGCUGACAAGAACUUGAUGGAGCUGGUUGGUGCAAAGGAAAUCACCCAGACCGAAUGUAUCAAGAGGAUUUUCUGGUAUGCGAAGGUGAAUGAGUUAUUCGAAGCUCAGAAUAUAGAGACUGACGUCAAAGAGUCAAAUGAUGCAGGUAAAAAUACUGGGAAAAAAAUCAUUUCGGUCAAGUCAGAUGAACUGUUGAUGAAAAUUUUUGGUCUGCCAAGCAUGACUAUGCCCCAAAUCAUGGAGAUUGUUGGAAACAAAUUGUUGAAGCCAGUGGAGCCAAUCAGAGUUACUUACAAUAUUAACACCUUGAAGAACACCACUUUAGGUGAUGUGGUGAUCGACAUCAAGGUCAACAAAGCAUUACUCGAAGAAAAGAAGGGCAAUCUGUCCGAAUUGGAUGACAUCAACAGACUCAUAACCGACGACGUUCUGAGUAAACAGAGCAUUGCCGAUUUAGUCAAGCUCGAUGAGAACUUGAAGUUAAACAUGCAAAUCUUAAACUACUCUAAGAUGAAAUAUGACUUCUACAAAAAGUUUAGUGAGAACCCUACCAAGUUUAUGGAAAACAUCUUGCAAAAGAAUGACGAGUAUUUGAAGAUUUUGAGCAGUGAUUCAAUGUCGUUCGGUAAGGACGGUUUGGUCAGUGAAGAAUUGGUGAGAAAGUCCGAUUUCUACACUGACGAUUUCUUAAGACAACAUAUAAAUCUUUUGCUGAACUCGGGUAGAAUAUAAUUUAGCAGAGCUUCUGUCGCCAUCUUGUCCUCCGCUCUUAUCAACCAAAAUAAGUAUGUAGAAUAUAUAAAACAUAUAGUGAUUCGUAAUGUUGUAUCAAGCUUUGUAUUUUAAAUCUCCAAUUCUGACUCAAUCGCUUUCAAGUUGAUCUAACUCAUUCAACCUUUCGGUUAAAGCUUCACCCCACUUGACGUGAUACCCGCCACUUCUUUUCAUGGCUAACGCUUCAAACGUUGGGUAUUUUUCAGAAGGAUUCACAUACCACCCUUCGUGAUCGACAAAUACUCUUUCUGACACCUGCUCUAUCCAGGUCACCUUGAGAUGAGAACUAG